CUGUUUUGUUUUUCCUUUGCAUUCUUCUGUCCACUCUGUCAGAAAGAAGUACUGCAGCGACAAGAAGGUCAGUGGGUAUAUACCCACAGGUAGAACCCUGGGAAUGAAUGGCAGGCCAUUCGAGUUGCGUGAUUGCUGCACGUUUGGGUUCUUGAGGAGGGCAUUCCAGAUGACUUCCAGCUGGAAGUUGAAGCCUCAUCCUGUUCUGCCACGUGGCAAGCCGUUACUUGUCUGCAUUCUGGAUGGAUGGGCUGAGGGCAUCGAGGAUGAGUUCAACGCCAUCCACGUGGCAAAGACGCCUACCAUGGAUGCACUCAAAGCGACGGCUCCUGAGCGAUGGCGGCUUCUGAAGGCUCACGGUUCAGCCGUUGGGCUCCCGUCGGACAGCGAUAUGGGAAACAGCGAGGUGGGACACAACGCCCUGGGGGCGGGCAAGAUCUACAAGCAGGGGGCUGGGUUGGUAGAUCAUGCUCUCAGCUCAGGCAAAUUAUUUCAAUCUCCCAGUUUUGCGUACGUGAAGGAAGCUUUUUCUGCUUCUCCCAAUCGCACUCUCCAUCUCAUCGGUCUCCUCAGCGAUGGUGGCGUUCAUUCCCGUUUCGAUCAUCUUGUGAAGCUCAUGCACGGCUGUGCCAGCCAUGGAGCGAAACGGAUCCGCGUGCAUGUGCUUACGGAUGGUCGAGAUGUUGCAGACGGAACAUCUUUCCAGUUCGUGGAGGCUUUGGAGAAAGAACUCGCUCAGCUGGCAAAGAAAGGAGGGUGCGAUGCGCGCAUUGCCUCUGGUGGGGGCAGAAUGAACGUGACCAUGGACAGAUACGAGAACGACUGGCGGAUUGUUGAGCGGGGGUGGCGUGCUCAUAUUCUUGGUGACGCCCCCCAUAAAUUCAGCUCAGCUCUUGAAGCAUUAAAGGUCCUUAAGGAGGCCGACCCUUCCAAAUGCAACGACCAGUAUUACCCCCCUUGGGUGAUCGUGGAUAAGGAGGGUCAACCGAUUGGCCGCGUGGGCGAUGGAGAUGCCGUCAUCACCUUCAACUUUCGGGCUGAUCGGAUGGUGAUGCUGAGCAAGGCGCUCGAAUACGACAAAUUCACGCAUUUCGAUCGGACAAGAUUUCCAAAGAUUCGUUUUGCGGGAAUGACGCAGUAUGACACCGAGCUGAAGCUUCCACGCCAUUUUUUGGUCACGCCUCCGGAAAUUCAGGGCACCUCCGGCGAAUGGCUUGUCCGUAAUGGCGUGAGGACGUUUGCAUGCAGUGAGACGGUGAAGUUCGGCCACGUGACGUUCUAUUGGAAUGGAAACCGAUCGGGAAAGUUUGAUGAGAAACUAGAGACGUACAAGGAGAUACCCACCGACCUCGAUAUUCAGUUCAAUGAAAAGCCAAGGAUGAAGGCAGAUGAGAUAGCAGCAGCUGCAAGCAACGCAAUCCUGAGCCACAAAUAUGAUCAGGUGCGGAUUAACUUUCCUAAUGGGGAUAUGGUGGGCCAUACUGGCGAUCUAAAAGCGACCAUUCUGGCCUGUGAGGCAGUAGAUCAAGGCAUAAAAGUCUGUCUGGGGGCAGUCGACCAAGCGGGAGGGAUAUUUCUGAUUACCUGCGACCAUGGGAAUGCGGAGGACAUGGUGAAGAGGGAUCCAAAGACAGGCAAACCCGUCAGGGAUGCUUCGGGGAAGCUUCAACCGCUGACGAGUCACACUCUAGCACCGGUGCCAAUCGCGAUCGGGGGCCCAGGUCUGCAUCCAGGGGUGCGGUUCCGUAACGACUUACCAGCAGCUGGACUUGCAAAUGUGGCAGCAACGAUAAUCAACCUGCUAGGGUUUGAAGCGCCGAGUGACAUGGAGCCCACACUGAUCGAAGUUAGGCCACCAUAGCUGCUGAAGGCUGUGAAGGCUGUGAAGGCUGUGAAGGCUGUGAACUACUACUGUAUUAUCUUUGUAAAUAUCAACAAAGAAAUAAAAAUUAAAAAAAAAAAAUCAUCGUCGUGUAGAUGGGGGAAAAAAGAAGGCAGGGGAGAAAUUGGCUGCCAGGCCAUAGUUUGACGACUUCUCUGUCCGGCUAUACCUGCUGAGUUGUCCAGUAUAUUUGGCACCACCCGUCCUCGGAUUUUUUUUAUUUUUUUUUUCCGUAUUUUGUUUCUCUUUUCCCGCCUCAUGCUUUGACAAUGGCCUUUUUUUUCUUUUUUCUUUUUUUUACUUUUUAUUUUUUAAUAAAGAAACAACCCGAGA
Messenger RNA from Chara braunii, 2215 nucleotides. The record is from the annotation of a GenBank genome assembly. NCBI's taxonomy places the organism in Eukaryota, Viridiplantae, Streptophyta, Charophyceae, Charales, Characeae.